GUUUUUAAGAUAUUAAUAAAAAACUUUCGGACUAUGUAGUCAAAUAUUUUGCUACAUCGAUCAAGAACAAGCAGUGCUCGUUGUAGCAGUCGGUGACUCUUAUACCGAUUGAUGUGGAUUGCGAAAUCGAGAUUCACCAUUAAUACUGAAUACACUAUAGAGUGUGCACUAAAAACGUUUACUGAAAUCUGAGUUUGUCCAGUUACCAUAAAGUGAUUGGAGUAUAAAUUAAAGAAAAAAUAAACGAAAAUGUUUCAUAUUAUUGCCCAUGACAUAGAUAAAAAGCCACGGACAAAAGAUGUUAAAAUACAAGAGGAUAUUACAUUUUUUCAAAUGGGAUUUUCUCAAAAUAUUUUGGAUGGAUUAUCCGUUUGUGGUUUCCAAAAACCUUCACCUAUACAGUUAAAAGCAAUUCCUUUAGGAAGAUGUGGUUUUGAUUUAAUAAUACGUGCCAAGUCUGGGACUGGUAAAACUUUAGUAUUUUGUAUAAUAUCACUUGAAAUGAUUGAUGUAGAUAUAUCCUCUGUGCAAGUAUUAAUAUUGGCACCUACUAGAGAAAUUGCUGUACAAAUUGCACAAGUCUUUUCAUCUGUAGGUUGCGAAAUAAAAGGUUUGAAGGUUGAAGUAUUUAUAGGAGGAACAGCUUUAGAAAGUGAUAAAAAGAAAUUGAAUGAUUGUCAUAUAGCUGUUGGUGCCCCAGGCAGAGUUAGACAUUUAAUUGAUAAAGGAUUUUUAAAAGUUGAAAAUGUUAGAUUAUUUAUUCUUGAUGAAGCAGAUAAAUUAAUGGAAACCAGUUUUCAGAAAGAUAUUAACUAUAUCUUUUCAAAAUUACCACGAAGUAAACAAGUUAUAGCAUCAAGUGCCACUUAUCCAGGAGAUUUGGAAGUAUUUUUACAAGCAUAUAUGUGCUCCCCUGUUUUAAUAUCUCCAGAUAAUAAUGAACCAAUACUUUUUGGACUGACACAGUUUGUAACAAUUAUUCCUUCUCAUCCAAAUGCUAUGAAACAGGUUCAAAUAAAGAUAGACGAAUUAAUAAAAAUAUUUAACAAAGUUCCAUUUAAACAAAGUUUAGUUUUCUCAAAUUAUCAAGCAAGAGCUCAAUCUGUAUGUAAUAAAAUUAAUACUAUGGGUUUUACAGCAACUUUUAUUGCUGGAAAUCAGGAUAUGAAUAAAAGACUGGAAGCAAUUAAUAAAUUAAAGACUUUUAAAUGUAAAAUAAUGGUAACAACUGAUUUAACUGCAAGAGGUAUUGAUGCAGAUAAUGUGAAUUUAGUUGUAAAUCUUGAUUUACCUAUAGAUGCACCAACAUAUUUACACAGAAUAGGACGAGCAGGACGUUAUGGAUCUUAUGGGCUUUCCAUAACAAUAAUUGCAGAAAAUGAAUUAGAAACAUUAGAACGAUUAUUAAACUCUGUGGGAGGCCCAAAUUUUUAUGUAUUGAAACUUCCUUCAGAAUAUCCAAAUGAUAUAUGGACUACUUCCAGUACAAAAUUUGAAAAAAUUUAUGCAAAGUGUGAUGGUGAUAAAAAUCAAUUUGAUGUUGAGCCUGUCACUGAAGCUAUAAGUGAAUUAUCGAUAAAUAGAGAAGAACACAAUAAUAUAAAGUCAGAUGUUAAUAAAACAGUAAAUGAUAUAAAUAAAGAAGUUGCAGAUAAUAAGCAAUUUUCUAAUGUGGAAAAAGCAAAGGAUAACAUAAUUAAUCUUUUCCGUUCAAAAAAUAUGUCUAACUUACAAAAUAAAAUAAAAGUUAAUUCUUUAUUUGUGUCAAGUACUAAUUUAAUAAAUGAAUCGGAAAAUACUAAAAAAGAGAAGAAAAAGAUUAUAUUUACAUCAUACACUGAAUCUAAGUCGAAAGUUUUACACAGUUUUAUAUUGAAUAUCUUAACAAAUGAUCUUUCUAAUUGGCAGAAAAAUAAUGAAAAUCUGAUAUUUAAAGUUGAUUUAUCAAGUGUACAAGGAGAUGAUUUAUCAAAUUCUAAUACUAAUACAAUUAUUGAAUUCGUAAAGUAUAAUUUUCAAAAUGAAAAUACAAAAAAUUCUUCUCUUUAUUAUAAUUAUAUAAGUGCUGAUUUACAUGCUGAAGAUACAAUGGGAAAUAAUGAUAAUGAAAUGCACAAAUUAGAUGAUUCAAACAAGAAAAUUCGGGAGAAUAGUGAUGUCACAAUUAUCUCAAGUAAUGUUCAAGAUAGCGAAGAUGCUUUUGCUUUAGAAGAACUGAACUUUUAUCUUUUAAAACAUACACAAAAUUUUAAUACAUUUUAUGAUGAAUUGUGUUUAAAUGACGAGGAAAUACUAUUAAAACAAGUAUUUAGUUGGAAACAAAAACUUGAUUUUGAAAUUAAAUUAUUAAAUAAUACAAUGGAAUCUGUAAAGAAAUCUAUACAAAAGUUCAUAUAUCAAAAACACAUUGAAAUGCUUAAAGUGUUUUAUAAAGUACAAAAGCAAGCUCUCUUAUGUAUUUAUCCAGAAAUACGAAAUGACGAUGAAAUAGAUGAUACUUAUUUAUAUUUUAGAACUUCUAUAGAUGAAAAUAUAUUAGAAAUAUAUAAAGAAAUAGAAAAUUUUAAAAGUUACCAUCGAAAAUGCAAAGAAAAAUUUAUUGCAUAUUUUCCAUAUCCUACUCAAUUAAAUUCAUAUAUGCCAAAUCUUAUGAUCUCUAAAACAGAUAGAAAAGAUUAUCUCGAUGCAUUACAAUAUUUACAUUCAAAUCCUUAUCCUAGAGAAAAUUUGUUACAAAUAGCAAGUUUUGUGACAUUCAUUGAUGAGACUAAAAAGUGUGAUUUAAUACAAAAAUUAGAGAGUUUAAAUAAUUUUUCAUUUGAUAAAUUGUUGAUAGCGAUACAAACUGAAUUAUGUAAUAAGGAAUCAAUUAAAAAUGGAUGUGAAGAACAAAAAGAUAAAUUAUUAGAACAUUUAGAUACCACAAAUCGAGACAAAAAUGUUACUAAUUCAGAAAAUGAUGUUUUAUAUAAUUCACUAUCUAAUAUGGAAAACAUAACUACCGAAGCAAAGAAUAUAACUGUAAAUGAUGAUAAAUGGAAUGAAAUGAGUAAUAACUGUAACUCUGAUAAUUCUAGUAAUUCAAGUGAAUUAGGUUUGGAUAACAUUUUUAAAAUAGAAAAAAUUACACAUUGUGAAAGUUGUAAUAAUAGCACAUCAAGCACUUUUUCUAGUGAAAAUAAUAUUGCUAAGGAAUGUAAAUUCAGUGGAAAAGUAUAUGCAAAAAAUAAAUUUCCUAGAUGGAAAAAGAUUCAGGAACAAGAAGAUAAUAGUAUGAAAGACAAAGAACAAUUUAUGUAUAAAGAAACAAAAAUUCAAUAUUCAAAUAAUAUGCCAUAUAAUCAAAUUAGUAGAUUAUCUGAUAGUAGUGACACUUAUGAAAAACAAUGUAAGUCACAAGUGUCAUCAGAUUCAUCAUCCAAAUCAAUGACAGAUUGUUUAAAUCCAUCUUUUGAUUAUGAAAGUAAUUUAUUUUCAGAAAAUGUACAUAAUUUUUCUCAUUUGUCAAAUGAAAAUAAUGAAAUGGAAAUUGAUAAAUUUUUAUUAUCAUUAAGAACUGAAACAAAUCGAUUGCAUUUAGAACUUUAUAAAUUAGAACUGCUCCGUAAUUCAGGGAAGAGUUAAUUAAAGUUGAUAGUAUAAAACAAUAUUUGUAACCAAUUGCACGCGUGCAGUAUACCUCUGUGUGUGUGUGUGUAUGUGCGCACGCGUGUGCAUAUAUGAUGCUGCUUAUUGUUAGUUAGAUGUUUGACAAUGAAUUUGUGAUUAGUUAAUGGUAAACUUUAUAUUAAGAAUAUGCUGUAUAAAGGUAAAAAUUUUUUAUAAUAAUGUAAAA
Messenger RNA from Frieseomelitta varia, 3835 nucleotides. RefSeq names its product ATP-dependent RNA helicase ddx54-like. The transcript is spliced from 8 exons. Gene Ontology annotation, cellular component: SMN complex. Bases 250 to 3624 code for a protein of 1124 amino acids. Gene Ontology annotation, molecular function: RNA binding; ATP binding; RNA helicase activity. NCBI's taxonomy places the organism in Eukaryota, Metazoa, Arthropoda, Insecta, Hymenoptera, Apidae. Gene Ontology annotation, biological process: spliceosomal snRNP assembly. The record is from RefSeq and is a predicted model, not a curated record.